Messenger RNA from Brassica rapa (field mustard), 4589 nucleotides. RefSeq names its product vacuolar-sorting receptor 6. Gene Ontology annotation, molecular function: calcium ion binding. Lineage: Eukaryota; Viridiplantae; Streptophyta; Magnoliopsida; Brassicales; Brassicaceae. The record is from RefSeq and is a predicted model, not a curated record.
AUGGGCCUUGUGGAAGGAUGUAAUCCAUCUCCUACAAGUGCAGCAGCGGUUCUAAUAGCAGAUAACGUGGACGAGCCUACAAUGGAUUCACCUGAAGAAUCCAAAGAAGCUGAUGACUUAAUAGAGAAACUCAACAUUCCAUCUGCUUUGAUCGAUCUUUCUUUCGCCAAUACCCUCAAGCAAGCUCUUAAGAAAGGAGAGGAAGUAGUCCUGAAGAUAGACUGGAGCGAGUCACUGCCUCAUCCGGAUGAGAGAGUCGAGUAUGAGCUAUGGACUAACACCAAUGAUGAGUGGGUGUGCGAUGCGAUCGAUGAGCAGAUGAAUUUCGUCAAGAACUUUAAAGGGCACGCGCAGAUUCUCGAGAAAGGAGGAUACUCUUUGUUCACACCUCAUUACAUUACAUGGUUCUGUCCUAAAGAGUGUUUCGGCAAUCAGUGUAAGUCCCAGUGUAUAAACCGAGGGAGGUAUCCUGAACAAGACUUUGGAGAUGGGUACGACGGGAAAGACAUUGUUUUUGAGAACUUGAGACAGUUGUGUGUUCAUAGAGUAGCGAAAGAGAAUAGUAGGUCUUGGUGGGAAUCCCACUGGGACUAUGUGACUGACUUUCACAUCAGGUGUUCAAUGAAGGAGAACAAGUAUAGCAAAGAAUGUGCAGAGAUUGUUGUGGAAUCUCUCGGUUUGACACUUGAAAAGAUCAAGAAAUGUAUGGGCGGUGAUCCUGCAGCUGAUGUGGAAAAUGAGGUUUUGAAAGCCGAGCAAGCUCUUCGGUUAGGACAAGGAGACCGUGGGUAAGUCACAAUCUUGCCAACAUUGAUCAUCAAUAAUGCUCAGUACCGCGGUAAACUCGAGAGAAAUGCGGUACUAAAGGCUAUAUGUUCAGGCUUCAAGGAGAGAACCGAACCUGGGAUCUGUCUAAGUGGAGAUAUUGAAACAAAUGAAUGUCUUGAAGCAAAUGGAGGAUGUUGGCAAGACAAGAAAUCUAAUGUAACAGCUUGCAAGGACACAUUUAGGGGAAUAGUUUGUAAAUUCCCUGUGGUGAAUGGUGCGGGAGAUGGCUAUACUUCAUGUGAACGUAUCCCUUAUGGACCUGCGAGAUGUUCGAUCAAUCAAGGAGGCUGCUGGUCUGAAACAAGAAAAGGUGAAACUUUCUUAGCUUGCUUGAACUCAGAGACAUCCGGAUGUCGUUGCCCUCCAGGUUUCAAAGGGGAUGGUCUUAAAUGUGAAGACAUUGAUGAAUGCAAGGAGAAAUCAGCUUGUCAAUGUGAUGGAUGCAAGUGUAAGAACAAAUGGGGUAGUUUUAAGUGCAAAUGCUGCAAUCGUCUCUAUAUGAAAGACCAAGACACUUGUAUCUAGAGAAGCGGAUCAAGAAUCGGGUGGUUCUUCACAUUUGUUAUUCUACCUGCAGUUGCAGGCAUUUGUGUAGCUAGUUACGUGUUAUACAAGUAUCGUCUCAGGACUUCCAACGAUGUACAUAGCAACUCAAACAAGAUCCAGAGGACAACUUGUGGGAAUCGACAUGGUCUCAAAUUCUCAAUUGAUGAGAAGGUAUGUCUUAUCCGUCAUAUGCGACGUAUCUAUAAUUGUUUAGAAAAUUUGAGUUUGGUAAAAAAAAAAUUUUUUUUGUAUACAACCUAUGUAGCGGUUAACAGCCCACAAAUCCUAUAGCUACAGAUUGUUCAUGAUCAACUGAUGUUACUUGCCAAUAUGAACACCCAAUUAUCAGGUUUGUUUCCAAAACCUUGCGUUCAUACGAACACCCAAUUAUCAGGGUUUGCUCAAGUAUUUUAAACACCGUUCCAAAACCAUUUACAAUUCCUUGAAUAAACCGUUUCAUAAAAAUAUUUUUUUAAUCCGAUAAAGUUUAUGAACAGAAGCAAUUCAGAGUUAAGAUUGUAGAAGCCUGAAACCGAAUUGAAAUAAAAAUAAUAAAUAAAGAGAUAUUAAGGAAAUAAAUGAUUGUAGAACUCGAAUAGAAACCGAGAAGACAACCAUUUUCAUAAACAGAUAUGGAGUCGAGACACAAUUUUUUUCUUUAACUCUGUAGUGAGACGAAAUUGGCAGACGAUCGUUGAAGCCGUUAUUCCGGUGGUCGAUAAGCAAUAUGGAUUUCGGUGGUCGGAGGGCCAAUAAGAAACGUGGACGAGUAGAGGAUUUAGUCAUGGCCAAUAAGAGACGUGGGCAAUUUUCAUGAUGAUUAAAUGUAUGUGAUAAUAUUCAUGCUAAUUAUUUUUGAGACGAUUUGAAUUUCAAAUAUAUAUAAAGUUAAAGCAUAAAAUAGGUACAUAUAAGGUUAUUUUAUUAAUUGUCUACAUAUAUGUAAUUAUUUUUAGUUAAUACAAAUCAUAAGUUCAUGGGUUAAUUUGCAAAAUAAUAUUAUCUUAUAAAUUAAAAGGUGUGUUGAAAGAUAUAUAUAGCAUAGUACAUGAAGAAAAAAUAGUGAAGCACCAUAGAAUGAAUUAUCAUAAAACAGAAAAAUGUAACUGAAGAAAAUAAUACGAAUAUAUAACAUGGUCAAAUAGUAUUGAAAAUAUGUGUAGGGUUUUCAGGGAUCACUUGUUAAAUAGAGCUAAAUAACUUCAUGGAAUAUGAUUACAAAAUGUAAAAAAAGUCUUUCUUAAAUAUUUUUUCUACCAUAAAAAUAUUAAUAUAAAUAAUUAAAUUCUGAAUCUGAAAAUGCCCAUAAAAUAGUAAAUUUGGUUAUAAUUUAAUAAAUAUUAUUAAAACAGUAUGUAUAUAAUUUUUUAUUUAUUUUGUAGUGCGUGAAUAUUAAAAGUAUAAACGUAUACACUAUAGAUUGUAUAAAAAAUAUCAAAAUAAUUUUGAUAGUUAUUUAUUAAAUUUAGGAUGUUUUUAUGUUGAUGAAGUACUAAUUUUACACCCACCCACUUAUGCUUUUAUAUACGUACUACAACUUUAUUGUUUUAAUAGCGGAUAAAUAAAUAAAUAAAAUAAUAUAAAUAAAAUUUAUCAUCAAAUUUAAAUAAUUAAUUAUUUCUUACUACAACUUUUACUUUUUAUUAUUUCCUUCAAAUUUGUAUAUUUGUUUCACCAUUAAAAGCAUGAAAAUGUAAUUUGUUUUUACUUGUCUAGUAUUAUUUAUAAACUUAGAUGUUUGUUUGAAUUUUGUAUAUGUUAAGACCAACUAAAUUAUGUUAUCUGAUAAUCAGAGUUUUAUUAAUAAAUGAACUAAUUAAUUUUAAAUAUAUAAUUUUACAUUGAAUUUACUAAACAUUAAUUGAUUAGUUUUAUAUUAAUAAUUCAAUAUAUCUUACUAUUAAAUAUAAAUAAAUAUUUUUAUCAUAUAUUUAAAUUUAUUAAUUUAUCUUCAUAUCGAAGAAAAUCUCUAUUGUAAGUAUAAAUAUAGAAAGAUCAAGUCAUUUAUCUUAAUACUGCACAGAAUUAGGUUAUUUUGUGAAUGUAUCUUACAUUUAUUAUAGCUCUAGAAGAAAAAUUAUAUUUAACUUUGUUUAUUCAAUCGAUUUAUUUUUUUAUUAUCUAUAAACCGGAUCCAAGAACGUUUUUUGUAUAAGUCACAUAACCAUUUUCUUAUAACUCAAAAGUUUAGUACAGAUGUAUUUGAAUAAACUUAGUACUAAUAAUUAGUUAAAAAUAUUAGGAUGGGGCACAUAUCACACCCCUCCCAGAUAAUAAUAUAAUAUAAUGGUGGGAUGUUAUUUAAUAUUCUAAAAAGAAAUAAUUCAUUCAUAACUUAACUCUCAUAGUAAAUAUACGGGUCAAUGACUCAAUGGGCUUACUGAUCUAGGUGAAAAGUUAAAUUUAAGUGUCAAAAGGUGAAAAACAAAAUAAGGUUGCUUCAAAAGUGAAUACAACUCGAAAUUACGAAAUUCAAAAAAGUUUUUAACAUUUUCCAUAAAUGGCGAUUUCUUGAAGGUUAAUAUUUACUUUGAGUUCCAGAAUUUCAUACAUUUACAAUUUUCUACCCCCUCUUUUCCAUAGAUUUUAGGGCUAGAGAGAAGUGAAUUUUGAGUGAACACGCAAUAAAUGAACAUACACGUACAUGCAAGCAUAUGUAUCUAUUUAUCUUACUAUAGAAAACAUAUGAGAAAGAAAUUACCUGACUUGGUAUAAAAUCAAAUUCUAAAUAUUUUAAAUUUGUAUAAUUAUUAUUAGUUACAUACUUAGUAGCAUUUAAAUUUUGACCUAACAGUUACCCAUAUAAGAACAUUCAUGAUUCUUGAAGUCUUAAUUGUUGUUGGUGUGAUGAUUUUUUUUUUUUUUCCGUCAAGGUUGUUUCAUUAUAUAGAUAAAAUUGGCCCUAACACCAAAGUCAAUACCAUCAAACAUACAACGCUUUUCCUCCAAAGCCAGACCCACAAAAAACAGAAGAACACUAAAAACAGAGUAUGAGUAUGAGAUUGUUGGUGUGAUGAUUUUAACUUUUCUUAAAUUUUUUGUUAUUGGUGUAAUGAUUUUGUAAUAAAUAAACAUUCUUACGCUUAUUUAUCAAUUUCUACCAAGACAAGACAUGUUAUACUAUUUAGCAAUAUUUUUGUGAUGAAUACACAUUGAUCAGUUCUUGUGCCAAAAAAAAAAAGGAAAAGCAUAGUUAUAUAAGAAAGCAAAUUGAA